CCAAUUAGCUAAAUUUUUUUUAGAAAAGAAUCUUAAAAUGUUGUGGCGUGCUUGCGGUAAAGCAUGCGAAUAUCAAACAUUCCGAAAUUUUAUACAGAGUAGAUCAGCAUCUGGAUAUCUCAUUAAUGAUCCCAAAUAUUCAUUUUUAAAAGAUCUUGGCUUACAAGAAGAAAAUCUGGGUGUAUACAAUGGUACAUGGAGUGGCUCUGGAGAGGUUGUUGAGUCAACAAGUCCAAUUAAUAAUCAAGUUAUCGCUGCAGUCAAACAGGGCAACGUAUCAGAUUAUGAAACAACAGCUCAACUUGCAACAGAGGCUUGGAAAAUAUGGAGAGAAGUCCCUGCUCCAAAACGUGGUGAGAUAGUACGACAGAUUGGUGAACAUUUGAGACAGAAAUUAGUGCCACUGGGACAACUGACAUCACUGGAAAUGGGUAAAAUCAUCCCAGAAGGUAUCGGAGAAGUUCAGGAAUAUGUUGAUAUUUGUGAUUAUGCUGUCGGCUUGUCAAGAAUGCUUCCUGGAAGAAUUAUACCAUCUGAGAGACCGAGCCACGCCUUGUUGGAACAGUGGAAUCCACUUGGAUUGAUUGGUAUCAUCACAGCAUUUAAUUUUCCAGUAGCUCCUGCAGGAUGGAACACAGCUAUAAGUUUGGUUUGUGGUAACACACAAGUUUGGAAGGGUGCACCUACCACACCUUUGACUUCAGUAGCUGUCACGAAAAUCAUGCAGGAUGUGUUUGAAGCCAAUAAUUUACCUGGUGCUAUCUGUUCCCUCGUGCAAGGUGGAGCUGACGUUGGAAAGGCUAUGGCAGACGACAAAGAUGUCAAGUUACUUUCUUUUACUGGCAGUACGAAGAUUGGUCAUGUCGUCAAAAUGCAAGUUCAUGAAAGGUUCGGAAAAUGUUUGCUUGAAUUGGGUGGCAACAAUGCAAUUAUCGGAAUGGAUGAUGCUGAUAUUGAUUUAUUGGUACCCGCUACUCUGUUCGCGGCUGUGGGGACCGCUGGUCAGCGUUGUACCACGACACGUCGACUAAUUUUACAUGAAGACAUUCACGAUCAAGUUUUGGAACGGCUAGUUAAAGCAUACAAGCAAGUAAAGAUUGGUAACCCGUUGGAAGAUGGCGUUUUAUGUGGACCGCUUCAUACAAAACAAGCUGUCCAGGAUUAUUCCAAAGCAAUUAAAGACGCUCAAGCACAGGGUGGAAAACUUGUAUGUGGCGGCAAGGUGUUAGAAGGUGUUGGAAACUUCGUGGAACCAACAAUAAUUAGCGAUAUUGCUCACGACGCGCCAAUUGUACACACAGAGACAUUCGCUCCUAUUUUGUACGUGUUAAAAUGUAGUAGCUACGAGGAGGCAGUAGCCUGGAAUAAUGAAGUGGAUCAAGGUCUUUCGAGCAGUUUAUUCACAAAAGAUAUGGGGCGCAUGUUUCGAUGGAUGGGACCAGCUGGCUCGGAUUGUGGUGUAGUGAACGUGAAUAUCCCUACUUCUGGAGCUGAAAUCGGUGGAGCAUUUGGUGGAGAAAAACAUACUGGUGGUGGUAGGGAGUCUGGGAGCGAUUCAUGGAGACAAUACAUGCGUCGAUCAACGUGCACUAUAAAUUACAGCAAAGACCUACCGCUCGCUCAAGGAAUCAAAUUUGAAUAAUUUUUAUAGCAACAAUAAUUGACAAGGCGUUUAUGCAAGAGGAUUUACAGCCACAUUUUUUUAAAAAAACAAUGACAAUUAAUAGAAAGUAUUUUGUAGAUCUUAUAAAAAAUAAUAGAAAGUGGAUAUUUGCUUGA
Molecule: messenger RNA, 1779 nt
Organism: Hydractinia symbiolongicarpus
Lineage: Eukaryota; Metazoa; Cnidaria; Hydrozoa; Anthoathecata; Hydractiniidae
Product: alpha-aminoadipic semialdehyde dehydrogenase-like
Exons: 18
Coding region: 38-1642 (534 amino acids)
Molecular function (GO): aldehyde dehydrogenase (NAD+) activity
Source: RefSeq, a predicted model, not a curated record